Molecule: messenger RNA, 944 nt
Organism: Nymphaea colorata (pocket water lily)
Lineage: Eukaryota; Viridiplantae; Streptophyta; Magnoliopsida; Nymphaeales; Nymphaeaceae
Product: AP-4 complex subunit sigma
Exons: 4
Coding region: 276-641 (121 amino acids)
Biological process (GO): protein transport; vesicle-mediated transport
Cellular component (GO): intracellular membrane-bounded organelle
Source: RefSeq, a predicted model, not a curated record
CAGCGUUCACAAAUUUCAACGAUUGUCUCACAAUACUCGGAUUUUCGGAAACCCUUAACGAAUCUCGAGAAAAUCAUGCGUAUAUGCUGAAUUCUUGAGAAAGAACAAAUUCUCUAUUGCAGUUGCUUGUCGACUUUUCUUCUUCUUCAAGGAAAUUUCCAUGAAGUUUGUUGACCGUGGACAGAUUCGCCUUAAAAUUUAGCGCCGGGCGAGAGUGAUACUGAAGAAGAAGAAGAAGAAGAAAAAGAAAGAAGGAAAAGAAAGAGGCGAGGGGGAUGGGGAUCCAGUUCGUCCUGCUGGUGAACAAGCAAGGGCAGACUCGGCUAGCCCAGUAUUAUGAGUACCUCACCCUAGAGGAGAGGAGGGUUCUCGAGGGAGAGAUCGUCAGGAAAUGCCUCACCCGCACCGACCAACAGUGUUCAUUUGUUGAGCACCGAAAUUAUAAAAUUGUAUACAAGCGCUAUGCAUCACUCUUCUUCAUGGUUGGAGUAGAUAAUGAUGAGAAUGAACUAGCAAUUCUAGAAUUUAUUCACCUACUUGUGGAAACUAUGGACCAGCACUUUGGGAAUGUUGUAAGUGUGAACUGGAUAUUAUGUUUCACUUGGAGAAGGCUCAUUUCAUGCUUGAAGAGAUGGUUAUGAAUGGCUGCAUUGUUGAGACUAGUAAAUCAAACAUUUUGGCACCAAUUCAACUGAUGGAUAAAGCUUCCUAGACAUUCCUUGUCAUUUGAUCAAACGAUCUUACAGUCUGUUGGAGUGUUACAUGGCAUCAAAGGCAUUGUGGAUAACCUGAUCGAAGUUUUUCGGCUCUUCUGAUUAUCUGAAUCUUCUCCUUUACAAUACCUUCUGUUGCAAUUAGUGACAAUUUGCACCGUGACCUGGAAAUAUAGUGCGAGGACGGAUGACUUUUUUGUCAUAUAUAAGAGAUCUUUACUGCAACUCAUA